Messenger RNA from Cucumis sativus (cucumber), 1253 nucleotides. RefSeq names its product bidirectional sugar transporter SWEET16. The transcript has 6 exons. The record is from RefSeq and is a predicted model, not a curated record. Gene Ontology annotation, biological process: carbohydrate transport. Lineage: Eukaryota; Viridiplantae; Streptophyta; Magnoliopsida; Cucurbitales; Cucurbitaceae. Bases 198 to 1085 code for a protein of 295 amino acids. Gene Ontology annotation, molecular function: sugar transmembrane transporter activity. Gene Ontology annotation, cellular component: membrane.
CCAAAUUUCAAUUCCUUCUUCUCUUUUCAAUUUCUUACCAUUUUCAACACUCAGCCACAAACACAUACACCACUCUCCAUUCUCUCCCUCCUCCUCCUCCUCCUCCUCCUCGGCCUCCUCCCUUCUUCCAUCAAUAAUUUAAUCUCUCCUCCUUGUCGCGACCGCCACCGCCACCGCGCCGCUCCCAAGGCAAAGCCAUGGCUGCUAGUUUGAGCUUUGUUAUGGGUAUCAUUGGGAAUGUGAUUUCUAUUCUGGUUUUUGCUUCUCCCAUGAAAACGUUUAUAGGAAUAGUGAAGAAGAAAUCAACAGAGAAUUACAAAGGGAUACCAUACGUGACAACAUUACUAAGCACAAGCUUAUGGACAUUUUAUGGAAUAUUGAAGCCUGGUGGGUUACUUGUUGCCACUGUCAAUGGCGUUGGUGUUCUUUUUCAGCUCUUCUAUGUCACUCUCUUCAUCGUCUUCGCUCCCAAACAAAAGAAGGUGACAACAAUCAAGCUCGUUGGUUUGUUUAAUGUUUUGUUCUAUGGAAGUGUAAUCGGUGCAACUCUUUUGGUCAUGCAUGGACCUUUGAGGCUCACCUUUGUUGGAAUUAUUUGUGCGGCUUUAACCAUCGGCAUGUAUGCUUCCCCUCUGGCUGCCAUGAAAAAUGUGAUAAGGACAAAGAGUGUGGAGUAUAUGCCAUUUCUUCUCUCAUUCUUCCUCUUCCUCAAUGCUGGUAUUUGGUCUGCCUAUGCUCUUCUUGUCAAGGACAUCUAUAUUGGGGUACCAAAUGGAAUAGGGUUUGUAUUGGGCUUGGCCCAACUGAUUCUGUACGGAAUAUACAAGAACAAGUCAAAGUCAACAAAAUCAACGGAGAUGAUGGAGGAUGAAGGAUCAGCUCAGUUGGUAGAGAUGGGAAUGAACGGCGAAGAUGAUCAUCAGAAAAACAGAAGUAUAAUCAAAGGGUUAAGCCUUCCAAAGCCAACGUUAGAUCGACAGUAUAGUGUCAAAAAUAUUCUGAGGUCACUCUCUUAUGGUCCAUAUGACUUCCACUCUACCGGACCCCUAGACGAGUACGAUGAGGUGGAAAAUGGAAAGUUUUGAUUUAUUCUUACAAACAAAGUAUAAUUCUCAAACUUAAAUGUACUAUUUACGUUAAGAAUCGGUUUGAUAAUCUAUGUUAACGCAAGGUCUUGCGGUUCUAAAAUGUUUAUUUGAAAUGAAGUUGUUUUAUAAGAUUUGAUAGAGAUAUUGACUUCUUAAUUUGUUAAA